UCAAUCACAUAACAAUCUCUGAUAUCCAUCUACAGCCAAUAAAAUUUCAAACAUAUCCCCACGUGUCAUGGCAUGGCAUUCCCAUAACAGGACAUCCUAUUCCUAUGCCUUCUCUCUCUCUCUCCACCCUCACUCACUCACUCUCUCAUCCACUCUCCACCACCAUGCCACCAGCCGCAGGAGCCAUAGCCUUACACUCCUCCCUCUGCACCAUCUCUUCCGACAAACCCUCUUCUCCACUAAGAUCACCCUCCAUCCACGUGUCCCCAAAGCCCAAAAGCCUCCUCCAAAACCACCCCUUAUACACCCCAACCCACACAAAACUCUCCCUUGAAUUCAAAGAGAAAAUCCUCUGCCUCGAGGUAAUGGGUGUUGAUGCAGGCAAAGCACUGUCCCAAAACCCUGACCUACGCACAGCCACCAUGGAAUCCAUCCACUCCAUCAUCUCCUUCCUCCUCUCCAAAGGCCUCCAAGAAAAGGACUUGCCCAGAAUCUUUGGCAUGUGCCCCAAGAUUCUAACUUCUGACAUCAAAACUGAUCUCAACCCAGUUUUUGAUUUCAUCUUGAGUGAACUCAAAGUCCCUGAAAACAGCUUCAGGAGGGUUGUUAACAAGUGCCCAAGAUUGCUCACAUCAAGUGUCAAAGACCAGCUUAGGCCUUGUUUGGUUUACUUGAGGAGACUAGGGUUCAAGGAUUUGGGGGCAUUGGCUUAUCAAGAUUCUGUUUUGCUUGUGUCCAAUGUGGAAAAUACCCUCAUUCCUAAACUCAAGUUUUUGGAGACUUUAGGGCUUUCCAAGGAUGAGGUUAGGAGCAUGGUGUUGAGGUGUCCAGCACUGCUCACUUUCAGCAUAGAGAAUAACUUUCAGCCAAAGUAUGAGUUUUUUGCUGGAGAGAUGGGGAGAAAAUUGGAGGAGCUAAAGGAGUUUCCUCAGUAUUUUGCUUUUAGUUUGGAGAACAGGAUAAAGCCUAGACACAUGGAGGUUGUGCAAAGUGGGAUUGCUUUAGCUUUGCCAGUGAUGCUUAAGAGCACUGAUGAGGAGUUUAGGGAGCUGGUAAAGCAGGGGGGUGGUUGAUUGCCUAUAGUGGGGAGCAUUCUAUUAUGUCAAUGCAUAUAGUUUCCCAAUGAAGUUGAAAUAUUUGAUAAAAGUGUUUAUAUGCUUUUGUAUUUUUUACUUCCUUAGUACAGAGUUCUUAUGCGAAAUUACUGAUACAUAGUAGUAGUUGUUUCAAA
Molecule: messenger RNA, 1231 nt
Organism: Glycine soja
Lineage: Eukaryota; Viridiplantae; Streptophyta; Magnoliopsida; Fabales; Fabaceae
Product: transcription termination factor MTEF1, chloroplastic-like
Exons: 1
Coding region: 105-1073 (322 amino acids)
Biological process (GO): regulation of DNA-templated transcription
Molecular function (GO): double-stranded DNA binding
Source: RefSeq, a predicted model, not a curated record